CACUUAACUUCUCUACUUCAACGUUACUAUUCUCCUCGAUCUCGAAUUGAAACCCGCAGAGCUCGUCUUCAAGUCUCCGUCAGAGACGGGUAUUGAACGUCUUGAUUACACUACCUCUAACAUGGAUCACAAGACUGCAGACUUGGGGAGCUACAUCGAGAGUUCCCAUUAUGGUCAUUUCGUGUCAUUCAAUAGAGGUCGCGUGUUUGACCAGGGAAUCACGCACCUCCGGCCCCAGCUUGAGAGCGACCGAACAAAUCGAAUACUGCUAUAUCCAGGCUGUUUCAAUCCUCCUCACAGGCAUGAAGCGCUUCUCCAACAUGCAUUUGCGAACAGUCAAGACAUCAACAUUAUCGCUGCUAUCAUCCUCCCGUUAGAUGAUGACAGCAUAGAAGCAAAGUGCCGCGACUUGGGUGAGAGUCUUGUAUUCACCAAGGACCAGAGGGUUCAGCUAUGGCGGGGAUAUGUGCCACACGACUGGUACUGGGUUUAUGAUCGCAGCACCAGAGAGUGGGAUUCUUUCCGCCGCGAGCUUACCGACGCCAUCACUCGUGACGGUUUCGACCUGAGAUUUGUCGUACUGACGGGACCUGAUCACUUGAUGCGGAAUUCUCCCCCUCCCUGGAAGGCAUGGGAUUGUGAAGAGAUCAUUGUUAGCGAUAUGAGCAGGUCUGCAGACUUUACGAACCAGCGGGGUCCGUUGGGGCGGCUAAAGGACUGCGAGUCUUGGGAGCAUGUCUUCUGGGAUGAUGAAGAGGCAACUCGAUAUGCCACGAAGGUAGUGGCCUCUCUAGCCGGGGGAAUGUCGCUACUCGCUCCGACUACGUUCAGGGAAAUGCUGGAGAAAGAGCCGAACUUCUUCAAAAGCUUCAUUCAAGAGCUCCACUCCGAGCAUGCCAGCAAGGUCGAUACCGUGAGAGUGUCAUCGUAUAAAAUCCCCCGGGGAGACAAUCCGCUUUAUUCCGGCCGAAGGCGACAUGGUGCAUAUCAGCUCGACGUAUGUUCGCCGCAUAAUAAACACCUGUACGCUUGAGGAAGCCCGGGAAAGGCUUGACUCAAUAGCUUUGAAUCCCGAAAUCCUGGUAAAUAUCAUGCAAAGCUUGCUUUCACGUGGA
Molecule: messenger RNA, 1115 nt
Organism: Trematosphaeria pertusa
Lineage: Eukaryota; Fungi; Ascomycota; Dothideomycetes; Pleosporales; Trematosphaeriaceae
Exons: 2
Coding region: 122-1033 (303 amino acids)
Source: RefSeq, a predicted model, not a curated record